CAAAGUGCCGGUGGCGCUGAACGCAGAUAAACUGCUAUUUCCGCUUCCGCCAAAAACGGAGCGAGAACGUCGGCCAUAUUGUCAGAAACUUGUUGUUGAUAGCGUGGUCAGUGAUUUUAGCCCCAGUUUCAAGUAAAUUCGCCACACAGCUCGCUUUCCAGAAUGGUAGGCACGAGAGUCUACAUCGGCGGUUUGCCGUACGGCGCCCGCGAAAAGGACCUGGAGCGCUUCUUCAAGGGCUACGGCCGCAUCAGGGACGUCCUUCUCAAAAAUGGAUACGGCUUCGUCGAAUUUGAGGACUACAGAGACGCUGAUGAUGCAGUAUAUGAACUAAACGGCAAAGAACUCUUAGGAGAAAGAGUUUCGGUGGAACAAGCUCGAGGAUCUGCAAGAGAACGAGAUGGUUAUCGUUCGAGGUCAAGCUACUCCUCCCGCUCGAGGUUUGGGAACAACGAGCGUCGCUGGGGCAGAUCCGGCGUUGAACGAUACGGACCACCGACCAGGACGGAGUUUCGACUGAUCGUCGAAAAUUUGUCAUCCAGGGUCAGCUGGCAGGACCUGAAAGACUACAUGCGCCAAGCUGGUGAGGUCACGUACGCUGACGCCCACAAACAGAGACGCAAUGAAGGACAGACUGUUUCGCCCUCUGAGGGCUCUUCAGUGGGACACGGAGAAAGAAACUCGCGCCGCCAACCGAGUGGCACUGAGCCUACUCGCGGAGGUGGUGCGUCAGGUGUUGUCGAGUUUGCCACCUACCAGGACAUGCGCAACGCUUUGGACAAGCUGGAUGAUACUGACCUGAACGGCCGUCGCAUCCGUCUGAUUGAGGACACUCGUCGCAAGAGCCGCCGCUCUCGCUCCUCCUCCUCCAGGUCUCGUUCCCGCUCCAGGUCCCGCGGACGUCGCUCCCGUUCCCGCUCCAGGGGGCGUUCCUCCCGUUCCAAAUCCAGAUCAAAGUCCAGGUCAAAGUCUCGUGAACGUGAGCGCUCUCGUAGCAAGUCGAGGUCGCGCUCCCGCAGUGCUGGAAAGAAAGCCGGAGGAAGGCCUCGCCGCUCCAAGUCUCCUCGUGACAAGUCACCCAAGAGAGACUCUCGCUCCCGUUCCAAAUCCCGCUCCAGGUCUGCUGACAGAAAGGAGAAGGACACAGAUAAUGACAAAGGCUCCUCUCCUGGAGCCAACCACAGCAAUGGCGAUGAUGGUGGCCGCGACCGUGACCGUCGUUCCGCAUCUCCCGAGGCAAAGGAAAACAGCGUUUCGCCCCCAGGUGGACGCAGCGAUGAUGAGUCGGACGACGGCCGUAAGGACGGAAGUGGCGACGAUGAUUGAGCUCUUGACAACUACCUGAUCAGAUCAACAGCAAGAGGUCACUCAGUGUUGACCUGAAUUACAUACACACUUCAUUCGCGCAUUUCUUUUACCGUAUCAUUAAGUUGUCGUGUUCAAGCACUAGAUGAAAUUGAUUUGUGUGUCAACUAAGUAAGAGCGGACAUUGUCAUUUUAAAGACGAACAGUUUUUAUUCAUGUAGUAAUUACGAACAUCCUUAUUCAAGUAACGGGAAGCAUAAAAGAGAUUCCCACCAUUGAUGUCCAGUGUAUCGGAUAAAAAAAUAAAAUGUAUCAAUUAAAUCAACAA
This is a messenger RNA of Neocloeon triangulifer, 1633 nucleotides long. RefSeq names its product serine/arginine-rich splicing factor 5 (gene B52). Gene Ontology annotation, molecular function: mRNA binding. Gene Ontology annotation, cellular component: nucleus; ribonucleoprotein complex; cytoplasm. The record is from RefSeq and is a predicted model, not a curated record. Gene Ontology annotation, biological process: mRNA splice site recognition; alternative mRNA splicing, via spliceosome. Bases 163 to 1326 code for a protein of 387 amino acids. Lineage: Eukaryota; Metazoa; Arthropoda; Insecta; Ephemeroptera; Baetidae. The transcript is spliced from 10 exons.